AUGGAGCCGAUAUUAUCUCAAGGUUACGGGUAUGGUUUUGCUUUGGGAAUUGGAGCAGGGUUCGCUUUUUUGAUGGCAGUUAUUUCGAAACUGUUAUCCACGAAGCUGGGCCAAACUCAAACUUCUGAAAGAUUUUCUACUGCGUCCAGAAGCGUUGGAUCAGGUCUAAUCGCAUCAUCUACAGUUUCGGCAUGGACUUGGCCUGCAACACUUUUAGUUUCUGCUACCUGGUCUUAUGUUUAUGGCGUUAGCGGCGGCUGGUUAUACGCCGUGGGCGGUACCAUACAGAUCACGUUGUUCACGAUGUUGGCAAUUCAAAUUAAAUUGCAUGCCCCAUCAGCGCACACAAUAUCUGAAACUUUACGCAUUCGAUUUGGUGCUGUGGGCCAUAUUGUUUACCUCUGCUACUGUGUAGCUACAAAUGUGGUCGUGUCUUCCCUUUUAUUGUUAGGGGGGUCACAAGGUUUUGCGGCUACAACAGGAAUGCAUAGUGUUGCGGCGAGCUUUCUUUUACCACUUAAUGUCAUCGCAUACACUGUUUUAGGCGGCUUAAAUGCAACUUUCAUUUCAGAUUGGGUCCACACGGUUAUAAUCUACGUUGUGUUGAUCGUUUCAGCGUAUCGAGUUUAUUGCAGCUCACCUCUGAUUGGGUCGCCAGGGAAAAUGUGGGAGCUUUUGAAAGAGGCCGAACAACUGUUCCCAGAGGCAGCCGGUAGCAGCUUUCUUUCCUUUAAGAGUAAAGACCUAAUUUUACUGACUUGGUCAGUUAUGCUCGGAGGCCUUGCUUCCGUUUUUGGCGAUCCAGGUUACUCACAGAGAGCCAUCGCAUCAAAUUCCUCCAGUGUAUUCAAAGGUUAUAUUUUCGGGAGUAUCUGCUGGUGCGCAAUUCCUUUCGCUCUAGGGUCCUCUGUAGGACUUGCCUGUCGAGCCCUUUUAGGUAAUCGAGCGUCGGUGACGUAUCCCAACCCAUUGAGUUCUCAAGAAGUCAAUUCUUGUCUCCCGCUAAUUUAUGGUUUGGCUUCAAUUUUCGGUAAGAGUGGCGCAGCCGCGGGGCUUUUGAUUCUCUUUAUGUCUGUUACAUCAGCAACGUCGGCGGAAUUGAUUGCCUUCUCGUCAAUCAGCACUUACGACCUCUACCGGGCGUAUAUUCAACCUAAUGCGACAGGCAGACAGCUCGUGAGAAUAUCUCAUAUAAGCGUUUUGGUUUUUGGCAUUUUUACGGCAGUCCUCGCAGUUGUUUUCAACUAUGUUGGGGUUACCGUGUCUUGGUUACUAAGCUUUACUGGUAUUUUGUUGAAUCCAGAAGUCCCCGCCGUUGUACUUUCUUUAUUUUGGCCAAGAAUGACGAAAUGGGGACUCAUUUUUGGUACUCCUUUAGGGACAAUAUCAGGAAUUGUUUGUUGGCUUGGUGCAACUUACAGAUACGCCGACGGCGUGGUGAACAAAAAUACAGUUAUGACAACAGAGGCAACAUUUAUUGGGAAUAUUGUAAGUCUAUUUUCUGGUGCCUUUUUCAUCAUCUUGAUUUCUUUACUAAAGCCUGAAAAAGGCGUCAGCAUCGCAGAAAUUGAAAACAAGCUCAUUCUCGCAGAUGAUGGGGAAAUUGAACUCAAAAGUGCUGUGAAACUGAGCGACGAUGAGAAGAAAAAACUUCGCUCUCAAAGCAAAAUUUGUGUCUUUAUCAAUCUAUUCGUUUUGCUCGGAGUUUACAUCGUGCUGACCUGUGUGUUGUAUGGUUGGGGUGGUGAUUUGAGUAAGGGUUCAUUUACGGCCUUCAUGGUUGUGAUGUUGAUUUGGAUUUUGAUUGCAGCACUUUACAUCGUCUUCUUGCCUCUUUGGCAAGGAAGAAAGUCAAUCCAAAUCAUCAUGUGGUCUCUAAUGGGGAAAGAGCGGCAAUUCAAAGAAAAUGGAUAUAUCUCGAACUCAUCCGAAUCUUCACUAGUAAAUGAAGUGGUCAAUAAAACGUCAGAGCUCGAAAAAACUGAUUAUAUUAAGUAA
This is a messenger RNA of Lachancea mirantina, 1998 nucleotides long. NCBI's taxonomy places the organism in Eukaryota, Fungi, Ascomycota, Saccharomycetes, Saccharomycetales, Saccharomycetaceae. The record is from the annotation of a GenBank genome assembly.